CGAGUGCAAUUGGCCGAGUGGUAGAGAGGAUGGCUGCCCUUGAGGAUGCGGCUGCACAAGUCCAUCCGUAUCUGGAUGGUAUCGAGCUGCUCAAGGGACCUGACAAAGGUACGGGGCAGGUCUCUGGCUGGAUCAGCACUCACGAAUGGUGUGCGCCUGCUUCCUCAGUGAGCAAGGCUCUGCGCGACACUGUGAACGCUGGAGAUGGGCUAUGGCAGACACAGGUGCGCCUGGACAGAGGGAUCUCUGCCACACGUUCUUCGUUUUUGUUCAUCCUGACGUGGUUUGGUGUAUGCAGUACCACCGUUCGUUCCGCUCCAGCACGAUCCGCAUGGUUCAAGGCGCCUCCCACUUUCCCCCUCCCGCCACCCACACCUCACGGUCCUCACCUGCACCCACCGGCCAGUCCGCGCACUCAAGGAGAUACACGCCGCUGCCCGACAACGACUACCGCACAGCCUACGAGCGGGCAAAUAAGGUGGCUACGAUGGGCUCUAGGGGCUGUGGGGUAAGCGCCCUGCAGUGGGGAAGGGCCACAUGCCAGUGGCGGCCGGAGAUGGCGCGCAGCAGACCAUGCCUCUUCAUGAUGGGGGAUUACCUCUAUGUGUUUGGUGAGAAAAAGAAGCACUGCCAGGCAGCGUCGCAUCCAUGUACGGAGGGAGGGCAUCGAAGGUGGCGUGUGUCCGUCAGGUGGCGUGAUUGCUGACGCCAACUACAAGACCGAUCUGUGGCGGCUGUCCAUCAAGUCGCUGUUGUCGAAGGGCAAGUACGACUGGCAGGAGUGCGCGGUCGACGGGACGCCUCCAGCCGCAUCCGACUCCAUGACCCUCACCUGCAUCCACAUCCCCUCCCCUGCCACGCCCACGUCCCUCUCAGAACCAGAGCUGCCGCAGAGAUACUUCGCAUGUGGCGGGCCGGCCUCUCCGAAUGACACCAGGCCCAAGGAGACGUUCUGGGGCGUCCUGGAGAUCAGAAAGGAGGCAAAGGAGGCAGCGGAGGGUGUGGUGAGGGGAGAGGGCGAGGGCGGGGAGGGGAGUGAGCAUCGGUACGAGUGGGUGACAAGGGAGCGGCUCAACUGCCAGCAGGUGGAGUGGAAGAUGCAGAGGAGGAGCCGGUCGCGGGUCAAUAUGUAUAUCGAUCCCUGGCCUUUAGACAGGUACGCAAUCUGGCGGUGAGAGAAUGCCCCUACGAACCGGGGCGGAUUGGAGGCAGUGCUUUCCUCUUUUCCUCCACUUGUACUUCUUCUUGGUCUUGAACGUACAACCACUGUGUCAGGAUGUAUUCUUCCUCCACGUUUGUGCCCAUUCGGUCGCCUGAGCACCCCCAUGGGUUCGUUCUCCUCUUCGGAGGGCGCGACUUGUCGUACAGGUAAGCAUUGGGGAAGCGGUGGUACAGACCGAUGGGCGGCUUGAGCGUCCAUGUGUGUGUGUGUGCGUAUCAGGGAGACGUCGAACGUGCACACGAUCGUAGACGUGGCGAAAUGGAUCUUCGAUGAGUAAAGGGAACUGGUUCUUGACUUGCAGGGAACUGGUUCUUGACUUGCAGGGUUCUUACCUUCCACCGUAGGUCGUUCCCCAACCCCGGUCCCCUCCCCCGCCUCAACCACACCGCCACACUCGUCAGAGACCGAUUCGUAUUCAUAAUCGGCGGAGAGGGUACGCAUUCAAGUGAGAGAGUGACUGGGAGAUCGAGUGAGUGAUUUGCAGUCAGCCGAUCUCUCUCUCUCUCUCUCUGUGUGUGUGUGUGUGUGUGUGUGCAGAGCGGGAGUAUGAGUCCGCGGGUGGCGACAACAUAGCCUGGUUCGACAACCAGAGUGGCUGGCUCAAAAACGUGGUCAUCUUCGACGGACUCAGCAAGAGGUCAAGGAGCGAACCACACAUAAGCACGGGACUUCAUGGACCUAUGGACGUAUGUGUCUCUCUCGGGCAUGGAUGCAGCUGGGUGGCCUUCGAGGACCUGCCGUGGGUGUGCAAGCCGAUGGCCAAGUUCAGCAUAUCGCACAGGGGCAGAGCGAAGCUCAAGGCGCACAAGGGGGGAGGAUUCAAGAUACGCAUGAGGACAGCACCGUCUGUGACCACACUGCGCAACAAGGACGCCAUCGUGCCCGCUGUAGACGGUCACUUCAGUAUGCAUGGAGCUGUCACGGACAAAGAUAUAAUAUCACUCGGUUGCCGCCCUGCCUCUAUCAGAUGACGUGUUUGGUGGUUUUCACGAGGAGUGGGACGACAAAGGGCAUCCCCUUGCUCGCGUCGGCUCCGACCUGGCCUUCGAGCGACACACCGCCGUACUCGCAGGUGCGUAGAGAUGCAGACAACAACCGAAGGCUUAUCCAUCAAUCACUUCCGGCUGUCUCUUUCUCUCCCUCCCUCUUAGGUGACAAGAUAGUGCUCAUGACCGGCUACUGUGAGCGCACGUCGUCGGGCGAGCGCCGCGGCGGCACCAGGACGGUGAUCUUCGACACGGUCACGGGCCGGUUCACCACCCCGUCCUUCGCCCCCCCACCCACACCACACACCCUCCCCUACCAGGGCCCCGCCACCAACGCCGCGGCCGCCGUGUGGACGGGGAGUGAGGUGAUAGUGUACGGCGGGGCAACCAUGCUGCACCCCAUGUACGACUUCCACUACCACCCGCCGGAUUCGUGCUGCCCAUCCGAGUCCAGCUGCAGUGACGACGAGAGCGAGACGGAGUCGUCCUUGUCGGACGGCUUCGGCUACAAGUACAAGUUUCCACACUACAGACCCAAGUACCGCAAAGGCGAAUUCGUGACGGACGACUUCUACGACGAUGAAUUUGAGGACUUCACCAGACACGGGCAGCCCAAGGACGCCACCAUCAGCGUGCUGGGGGUCAUCGAUGGCAAGACGGGACAGCAGCUCGUGCCUGUCGACAGACAACAGGAGGUCGGUACGAUUGCUCUUCAAACAUGUCGACGGAAAUGCCUCUUUGACGUGUGUGUCCUGUGUGUCAGGUGUCGUCUUUCAGCGAUCGCUACGCGACGGACAGCGCCUGGUGGCAGGAGUUCCACCUCGACGAUGCGGCGACCGAGGCACUCAUCGAUGAGAGGUGGGAGGCUUUCCGCGCACAGAGGAGGCAGGAGGCCCUGAUGGACAGGGAGACACGAGGCGAGCAGGAGGGGGAGGGGGAUAGCGACUCAGCAGAAGAGGAGUCUCAUGACAGGUGUGGAAACCAUGACUGAAUGGAUGGACACGCGCAUAGGCUAGUAUAGGUCAUUGCAUGGGUGUGGGUGUGUCUCCGUCUUUGUCCCGUGGUGUGGUGCAGCAAGGUGUUUGGUCAGGAGAGGAGACCCACACGCUUUCAACUUAUCACCAAGUUCUACCCACGAAUCGGGUACAUACGCGAGACACUAUGGACGCCUCCCGCACCACGUGCUGCGUGCCUUCUUCAGGACGGUCCGCAGCGAUUACGUCUUGUCGUCCCGUGGUGCGUUGCCUGUCUCUGUGCCGGCCCCCGACAAGAGCAGCAGCGGCAGCAGCAGCGACACGAACAAGAAGGUGAGCAAGAUGCAGCCAAAGGGAGGCAGUAGUGGCAGUGACGAUUGCGAUAUCGAUGCCAAUGGCGACGGCGGUGGGGGGUGUCAUUAUUGGGGAGGGGAGGAGGGGGGUAUUGCGUGCUGGCUGUGGGAUGGUGGAGAGGGCAUGAAGUAGACACCAGCUCAACUCUCGAUGGGUUGCACUCAUGGGCGGUACGAGUGUGAGUGUUUGUGCUACAAAACGGCAGCGCGUUCAUGGGGAUAUUGCUCGAUCACAGGUCAAAUUCAUGCAGACAUGUACAUACACUGACAUCAGUGGCGCAC
Messenger RNA from Vitrella brassicaformis, 3817 nucleotides. Lineage: Eukaryota; Vitrellaceae. The record is from the annotation of a GenBank genome assembly.